AUGGUGUACUGUGCGGAUGGCAUACGCUUCUUUGCCGGGGUCCCCAUCAAAGCGCUGCAGGAGCACUUGUUUGACACGAAAAGCGAGCAUCAAGGGUCUUUCCAUGGGGCAUGUGCUGCCCUGCCAGAGAUGUCUCCCAUUUCUGUGUUCGAGCUCGGUGGAUUUGUCACGACGUUGCAAGCCAAUCAGGUCCUUGAGAUACCGCCCGGCUAUCUAUGCGCUGAGGCCCUCUUGACAGAUACGAGCACAAUCGUCCACUGGACAACGCUGCGCCCGAUUCAGCAAGACUUGCAGGAGUUCGGGGUGCAGGUAGAUGUGGCCCGCACCAUCAUAGAGCACGACAAGGCAAACCUCCCCGCAGACAAGCGCCCGACCCUCGAUGUUUGCGCCGCUCAAGUCCAGGGGGCAGCGAUUGUUCGGCUUUGGGCAGAACAGAAAUCGCGAGCACUCGAGGAUUGCCUUGAGGGGCCAGGCCUGCGAAAUCUGGUGACUUUGUGGGCGGUCAAGAAGUGGAUCGCCGACUCAGAUGGGCAUAGGACGGUAGAGCAGUUCGCUCGGCAUUUGGCCGGCCUCAUUGCUCAGAAUCGUGUUCUGGUGCCAUGGACAGAAGUCUUGGCAGCAGCCGGGAUUGAGGACAACAGUGAACCAUCAAGGAUGCUGCUAAGUGCUCUUCGCCCAUCCGUGAGCAGCCAGAUGCAGAUGGAUGUUCCAGACAGUUUGAACAUCAUACGCUCUUUGUUGCCAACGCCGCAGACAGCUGCACGGGGUCAGAGUGCGACGGCAGCACACCCAGCAGCGCCGACACUGAAGCACACAUCGAAGCCUAGGGUUAGGGAAGAGGGAGAGAACACAGAAUCGGCCCAAGCGGGCCCGAGUCAAAAGAAGAGAAAGCAAAAGCCAGAACCGGCACAUUCACAAGAGGUCAACCCGCCACAUGAUCCUUCCAGCCAAACCCAGGCCCCACAGCCGACUGAGACUACUGCCCCUGCUGUUUCACCCGAGGCCGAUCAUGCUGCCGCUGCGACACCUGCCACCAGUGCCAUUGAUCACGCAUCACAGGCGCAUGCUGCGGCUGCUGCUUCUGCUGACACAGUUGUGUCAAGUCCGCUUCCGAAGCCGUCCGUACCGCAGGCAGGCACCCCUCCGACCCCCGUCACGCCCCAGGAACGAUCCGAGGCAGAGAUUGCAUUGGCUGAAAUGCGAAAGCGACUUGCUGCCACAGGUGGACACCGCUUUCAAGAGGCUACCGAGGAUAUUGAGAAUGCCAGGAAACGCCAAAAGCUUGGAUCCCCGAAAUCCCCGACGGCCCCGACACAACCGCCACAAGGUUCGCGAGGGCUUCCGAGUGGUAUCUUGGACGAUGAUCAUGAAGACGAGACGGCUGACCUCACAGCGGCCAUCGCAAAGCCGAGCGAGGGCACAGGCGGCGGCGGCGGCGAGAAGGUUGGACCCUCAGAGUCUUCGUCUGGAGAAGACGAAGAUUCAGAUGAUGACGAUGACGAAAAGACGGACUCCUACGAGAACGGUGACAGUCCAGAUCGUGACGCGGUACUCGCAUCAGCAUUGUAG
Molecule: messenger RNA, 1569 nt
Organism: Symbiodinium sp. CCMP2592
Lineage: Eukaryota; Dinophyceae; Suessiales; Symbiodiniaceae
Source: the annotation of a GenBank genome assembly